Messenger RNA from Daktulosphaira vitifoliae (grape phylloxera), 1103 nucleotides. RefSeq names its product alpha-ketoglutarate-dependent taurine dioxygenase-like. The record is from RefSeq and is a predicted model, not a curated record. The transcript has 5 exons. Gene Ontology annotation, molecular function: oxidoreductase activity. NCBI's taxonomy places the organism in Eukaryota, Metazoa, Arthropoda, Insecta, Hemiptera, Phylloxeridae. Bases 233 to 1042 code for a protein of 269 amino acids.
UCAUUCCUGUUAAGUAUUUUCCUGAUUUGUAUAGCCUUCCUUUACCAUCUAUAACCUUUUUAAGAUUAAUAACUUGAAUAAUACGUGUUAGGUAUUUCCUACUAUAGUUUUAAUUUAAAAAAUGGUUAUUAACCGUUUUCUUACUAAUAUUGAAAAACAAUAAAAUGUCAGUAACAUUAAAAGGUCAAAUACUAAUAUUUUAGUAAUAAGAAAAUAUUGUAGCAGCUUCUCAAUGGAUAUAACUGUAAAAAAAUUAGGAUGUGAAGUUCGUGGUAUAGAUUUGAAAUUUGAAAACAGGUCAGAAAUUAUUGAUCAAAUAAAACAAGAAGUUUUGAAACACAGAAUAUUGAUUUUUAAAGAUCAAGGUAAUAUCAGUGGCGAAAGGCAUGUAGAAAUAAGUAAAUGGUUCGGUGAAUUAGAGUCUACAUUUUACAAGCAUCCUAGGUCUCCCCAUCCAGAUGUAUUUAGGGUAUCUAAUGACAGAAGUGAAGGAUGUACAGGUGUUGGUCGCUCAGGUUGGCACAUAGAUGGAACAUUUCAGCCAGCCCCAUUUGCUUAUUCUUUAUAUCACAUGGAAUCUGUUCCUAAAGAAGGGGCAACUUUAUUUGUUCCUUUAACUGAAUUAAUUGAAAGUUUAGAUAAAAAAACUUAUGAAUUGUGGAAUCAGGUUUGGAUGAUAAGUGAUCGUAUAUCAGGAUGUGUACAUCCUUUAAUUUAUAAACACCCUCAAUCUAGAAAAAGUGUAUUAUGUUUCCAUUUAGGAAUGACAACUGGUUUCAUUUGGAAUUACAAUCAGCCAUCAGAAAGAAAUGUCACUGAAAAAGAAUGUCAGAAGUUAUUUAAUUCUAUAUAUAAUAGUAUUAAUCAAGAAAAUGGCAAAUUUAUUUAUACUCAUAAGUGGAAACCAGGCGAUUUUAUCAUAUCAGAUAAUUUAGCUGUUGGGCAUUUUGCUCAUUCUAGUACUCAAUCACCCAGAAAUGAAGUUGGUCUAAGAGUUUUGCACAGAACAACUGUAAAGGGAUUAGUUCCACCGACAAAAUAAACUAAUAAUUGUUAUUCGUUAUGUUAUAAUUUAAUAAACUUAUAAAAUAUUAAUUUGUUAA